GCAAUGCGAUCAUUCCUUGGGAAAAAAAAUCACUUCGGUGCAUGGUCGUUUGUCUCCAAGAUUUUGCUGAAGAAAGAUGGAGCCAGUAACUAGAGUUUCAAAGCCGUAGCUCGUUUCAAGUCGCCUAGAUUUGUCUACGCUCUGCUGGAUUCCAUCACUCAACAGGGCCUAGGGCCAGUACGGCAGUAGGGGACUGAGCUGAGAGUCACUGUCUUCCUUUGUGGAUAUAAAAUUAAUAGCUUACAGGUAUUUUUUGUGAAGCCAGAGUUCAAAUAUUCUAUUGUAGCGACCUGGCGAAGAUGAUGGAGGAUGCUCAGGCUUCUUCUGGGCCAAUUCCGGACGGUUACUACUGCGUUGAGCUAAAUAAAACAGCCUGGAUAGUACCUGUGCGGUAUCAACAGCUCAAUCCUCUCGGCUCCGGCGCUUACGGUCAAGUUGUCUCAGCACAUGACGCAACAUUGAAAAGGCCCGUGGCGAUAAAGAAACUGGCGAGGCCCUUCCAGACACAUGUCCAUGCGAAGAGGACAUACCGGGAACUUCGCCUGUUGACCCACAUGAGGCACGAAAACGUGAUUGGAUUGUUGGAUUGCUUUUCGACUAACUUGACUGAUGAAGGCUUUAAUGACCUGUAUUUGGUGACGGCUCUUAUGGGUGCUGAUCUGAACAACAUCAUCAAAUGCCAAACCCUCAGCGACGAUCACGUCCAGUUCCUAAUGUACCAAAUCUUGCGAGGCCUGAAGUAUAUUCACUCGGCGGGAAUCGUCCACCGGGACCUAAAGCCAUCCAAUAUAGCCGUGAAUGAGGAUUGCGAGUUGAAGAUCCUUGAUUUCGGCCUGGCUCGUCAGACGGACUUGGAAAUGACCGGAUACGUUGCAACAAGAUGGUACAGGGCACCAGAAAUUAUGCUGAACUGGAUGCACUAUACGGAAGGAGUUGACAUUUGGUCUGCCGGCUGUAUCAUGGCAGAAUUGCUGACUUGCCGCACUGUGUUUCCUGGAUCAGACCACAUUGACCAGCUGACCAGAAUCUUGCAGAUUGUCGGUUCACCUCCCGAUUCAAUGUUGGAACAGAUUGGAAGUGAGACUGCUAAGAACUUCAUCCGGACCCUACCCAAAUUUGCACGUCGCCCAUUCAGUGAGAUAUUCAUCGGCGCCAAUCCUCUUGCGGUUGAUCUUCUUGAGCGGAUGUUGACUCUGGAUGCGAAUGGCCGAGUGACUGCUGUGACGGCUCUGGAGCACCCUUACUUCGUCAAGUACCAUGAUCCUAAUGAUGAGCCGCUAGCCGUGACGUUUGAUGACACAUUUGAAGACCAUGAAUCUGACUCGGUGGAUUAUUGGCGUCGUCUUACUCUGCAAGCUGUCAAUGAGUGGAGAAUUGCUAAUGCGUAGGGUCAUCGUCACCCACUGCGCUCCCACCAGAAUGGGCUUGGCUGUCCAUUUUUCUUUGGGACAUUGGAUGUAGUGCAGGGCUCUGUGUCCCCACUGCCUACAUGCUGAGUAUUGAAUUGCCAAGCCCUUAAUAGUGCAGGAGUAUCGUGCUACGGUUGGGCAAUGUGCUCUGAUCUUCCUGCUCGACAGCAUCGCCUCUUCACUAUACUAACGACUCUGUAGCGAGUACCUGCCAUGCUUACAAAUAUAACUUGCCUAAUCCAAUGUGCCUGGUCUAUGACAACUCAAUUUUUGGUGUGUUCUGUGCUAGUCCCCGGACCAGCUAACCAAUAUUGUAGCAGUCACUUUGCCUGCAUGCCUAGCAGCGGUUCAGCUGGGCCCUUAGAGUCUUAGUAUGUGUAUUGUGUAGCCAGCGAUAGCACUCUACUUGCUUGUUUGUCACGCACGCUGCAGUAAUUGUUGCAUUGUUGCAGCUCUGUCCUUGUCUUCUUCCUGGUUUCUGACUGGCUUUUUUCAACUCCAGAAGGUGUAUUCCACCUGUUGUCGGCAUAGUAGUUCUCUAUAGUUUCUGCAGCCUGUAGCCCUUAGUACGUAGGCACUUGUCAUGUCGUUUGAUCUUGCCCACGUCUAUAGCUUUUGUAAAAUGCUAAGGACACUUUAGUUUUUAGCCUCCAUCUGUGUGUUACUGUAUUCUGUUCAUGUGUCAUGGUCGUAGUGCCGCCUUUCAUCAUAUCUGUACCUGCCUCUACCCACUGAUGAAUGGCCUGGCUCUCUGCAGGGCUUUCUUUCCAUCCAUGACACUACAUGAAAGCUUGCGUUUGUUAUUCUAAAAUAAUUAACAAGCGUUGCAUUUCCUUUUUUAUUUGGCAAAUGGUGUGUCCAAACUGAACUUUGUCUAUUUUAAAUUUUAGAAUUACCAUUUUGAAUGCAUCAACUAUGGAUAUGUUUGGAAUGAGUCGACUUUCCUUUUGA
Sycon ciliatum is the source of this 2360-nucleotide messenger RNA. RefSeq names its product mitogen-activated protein kinase 14B-like. The coding region runs from base 300 to 1388 and encodes 362 amino acids. The transcript has 12 exons. Lineage: Eukaryota; Metazoa; Porifera; Calcarea; Leucosolenida; Sycettidae. Gene Ontology annotation, molecular function: MAP kinase activity; ATP binding. Gene Ontology annotation, biological process: intracellular signal transduction; protein phosphorylation. Gene Ontology annotation, cellular component: nucleus; cytoplasm. The record is from RefSeq and is a predicted model, not a curated record.